AUGAUAAUUGGUGGAACUAUUAAUUAUUUAUUUGGUGGAAAACCAUUUCCUUUGAGAGUGAAGUUAAAUAAAGUUGUUGGCUAUUAUUAUUCAGAAGAAAAAGAACUUGUUUGGAAUUAAUGUGAAGUUUAUGAUGGAGAACAAACAGCAAUUAUUUAUAUUGAGCAUCCAUUAUAAUUCCACGCGAAGAAUGUGAUUUAGCAAUAACCUAUAAUGGAAAUUUUUUAAUUUAAGAAGGAAGACGAAAAAGUGAUUGUAGAUAAAUUUAAAAUAGAAAGAGUAUAAUACUUAAGUUAUUUUAGUUUGACGAAUUGGAAGUAAAUUUAGAUGAAUAUAUUUUAAAUUAAGAAUUAUGUUGAUGAAACAUAAAUUGAUUAAGAAUUAUCAGGAAAGACGUAUUAUAAUAUCAAAGCAAGAGUUAUUUCCGUAGAUCUUAAGAAAACAAAACCUUAAUAAACUUAAUAACUCUAUUAUAAAGUAUAAAUAGUUUAAGAUAUCACUUAACAUGAAUAGAUACUUAUGAUUUUUGAAAAUCAAAUUCAGGAAUUUUAAUCUAUUAAUUUGAAAGCAGGAGGGAAUUAUAUCUUUUACAAUAUUUCAAAUGGUAUUUAUUAGUAUAACCCGGAUCAAUCAGUUGUCUUGUAACAAGAAUAAAGGCUGUACGCUGGAUUAAAUACUAAAAUACAUCAUAUAAAAUAAGAAUUAGACUUUGUUGAUUUCAAUUUAGUAAACUACCAAAAUUGCUCUAAGUAUUACAAUUUUUUUGGUUAUAUUUUAAAAAUAAAAGCUUCAAAAAACAAAGAUCCCUAAUAUCAAAUAUUAACUCUUAUUAGCAUUUAAAAAGUAAAAGUAUAUGUAUUAAUUCCUCAUAUAUUUUGUGAAAAAAUACCUAUUCGAAUUGAAUAAGAUUAAAUUUACGGAUUUAAAAAUGUUAAAAUUAUAAAAUAUUCUUAUCGGUAUGUUCUUUUGUUUAAUGGGUUCUCAUCAUUGAUUUAGAAUUUAAAUAUUCUCUCUUAGAAUAAAUUUCUAAAACAGGACUUUUAAAAAUAUACAAAGCUUUAAUUUUAAAUGUAAUGCAAAAGUCUAGAAGAUGUAAAAAGUGGAUUUAUUGAUAAAGAAUGUUACUAUGUUAAAGCUAAGAUAAAAUCAAUCCAAAUAGAACCUAGUUAAAAUACAGAUUAAAUCAAUUUGAUUGUUGUAUUUUAAAAUACCAACAAUUCAGAAAUUAUUGUAAGAGUUGAUAGACAUAAGCAUAUUGUAAAAAUUUUAAGUAAAACAUCAUCUAAAAUAAGGUGUGGAUAAAUUUAUAACAGAAAGUCCUGAGAAAACAUUUAAUAUAUUUACUCGUCUAUUUUAUGAAACUAUUUUAUAGAAAUCAUAUGGGGGGUAAAAUAUGGAUUUUGUAAUUGAGGGAUUUAAAAGUAAUUUAUAAAAUGAAAAUCAACCUUAUUUUAAAAUGGUUAAAAUUGUUGAAAAAAGUAAUAUCAAGAGAAUAAAACAAGAGUGA
Molecule: messenger RNA, 1507 nt
Organism: Paramecium sonneborni
Lineage: Eukaryota; Ciliophora; Oligohymenophorea; Peniculida; Parameciidae
Source: the annotation of a GenBank genome assembly